UCAUAGCAACAUGGAAACAAUGGCUUACUCUGAGAACUGCAAGAACCUGACAACGUACUGGGAUACUGGCAAGAAUAAUUGUGUAUCUUGCUCAGACAAAUUUCCUCUGCCAAAAGCAGGUGAAGGAUUUGCAGCAAAUUGUGGUCUCAGCGAUGAUGAAGGAAAGCAUGUUGGAGAGUAUGAAAAUUGCAGUACUGGAACUUACAACAAUGGCAGUUUCCUGAGCUGUCAAAAGUGCAAAACAUGCUCCUAUGUCAUGGUGAACUGUACUACAAUAGCAGACACUCAAUGCUUAAAAGUGGACCAUACCACAUACCAUACCAAGGCAACAUACAACAAUGAUCAUACCAAAGCAACACACAACAAUGACCAUACCACAGCAACAUACAGCAAUGGCCACACAACUGUGAUGACAACCGACUCCGACAAAUCCACCACAACUGGCCUAACUGAGCUACCGCAGUGGAUAGCUAGUGGAGGGAUCAUCAUCCCCAUCAUUCUGGUCCUUUUGUCUUUCAUUUACAUGAUGAGGCGGUGGAACAUCAAGAACAGAGAGAUGAAAAAACACAAGUCCCAGUGUAGCUCCACAACAGCAACGCACACUGAACUUGGCACCCUGGAAAGUGUUAACAUCAUUGAACCUGAACUGCAGGUGAUGCCAUUACAACUUCUGCUGGAUAACAUGGAUGUGCUGGAGGACCUGCUGAUCUUGCUAGACCCCGACUGCAGUGGAUUGAAGAACACUCGUCACCUGGCUGCCCGCUGCCAUUUCUCCUCUACCUGGAUUAAUUAUGUGUAUUCCAAGAGAGACAGCAAGAGCCCUCUAGUUGCUGUGCUGGAGGCAAUUGCUGCCCGGUCUCCCGAGUGGACUGUGGGUCAACUGGCAGAGCUUCUUCACAAUAUUGACCGUCAUGAUGCUGUCAAUGUCCUGAAGAAACUCAGUCAACCCCAGAAAGUUUAAGUACACAAAAAUAUGGUCAGAUUCAUUAACAUUUAUUAAUUUAGCAGAAGCUUUUAUCGGAUUUAUUUAAAUUACAUUGCAAGGGCAAAUAACAACUCAGGGUUAAGAGCCUUGCUCAAGGGCCCAAUAGUUGAAGGCGAGAAUACUUUAAAGAUACUGCCGUCAGUAUCAGUAUAGUGAGUCAUUCCGUUUCAAAUCAGAUAAGGUUGUUGCUACACCGUCUCAGAUUUUGUUAAAACUUUGUCAAUAUCAUCAAUGGGUCCUAAAACCAAGGCCUGUGAAAUAUUUCUGUACAAAUCAUCUGUCUUCAUAUCUUUUUCAGACCUUGUUUCAUUUUUACAGCUUGAGAAACACAUGCUAUGUUUGGGCAUUAAUAUCUUGACAAAUAUGUUGUUCCCUAGCCUCCCACAUUUUCUAGGGUAGAAGAUCAGCUCAUAAUAAGCAUGUGUAAACAAUGUAAAGUCUGUACUAAAUGUCUCUUGACUUUUGAAAAGGCCCUAGACUUUGGACAAAUGUGCAGUAAGUGUGAUAUUGAGGGUAUGAAAAAAACAGUUUCUUUUUAUCACUUGGUAUCAGUCACUAUUUUCUAUAUUGAAAUACAUCAACUUAUUAAUGUUUUCCCACAAUUUGAAGUUUCCAUGACAAAUGACCAUGACAAUAAUAAGGAUAAAUAUGGCGUGUUUGUAUUUUUUGUGUCAUUUUUGAAACUGAAAUGCUAUGUGGGGUAGGUAGUAGGACUAUGAACAUGUAUGUGGAAAGCACAAAGAGUAUGGACAUUUAGUGUGUAAAGUAUCAAUAUUGUACUGAGUCCCAUUAACAGAAUAAAUACAUGUAGUUACAGGUGUUAGAACACCAGAAUAAACAUUUUCAAUAAAAAAAAAAGAAUAAAAAAAUAGUGCCCCCCUCAGGUGAAAUAAUAUGAAAUGGCUGUAUUUUACUUUUCAUAUUACAGAAAUUGAUAAUACCUUGAAAAUGAAAAGGAUGCCAAAUACGCCAAAUUAUGUACUUGAAAUUGUGUUUUAACCAUUAAUCUAAUCCUGCCAUCUAUGUGCUGUGCCAGCCCAAGCCACUACUAAUUCCAUAUAUUCAAUAUUUGGCAUCCUUUUCAUUUUGAAGGUAUUAGGAAUUUUCUUGUUAUUUUUGUAAUAUGACAAGUAAAAUAAAGCCGUUCCAUUCAAUUAAAGAAGCCUAUCUAUCAGAUGCCUUGAAAAAGGAGCAAAAUCUUAUGUUGAGUUUCACCUGAGGGGGCGCUAUUGUAAAUGUUUAUUUUGGUGUUCUCAAAACACCUGUAACACAUUUAUUCUGUGAAUGGGACACAUAAUGUUUCAUGGUCCUACUACCUACCCCACAUAGCAUUUCAGUUACAUGAAAAUUACACACAUUUGUGAGGUCACACACCGAUGUUGGACGAGGCGACUGGUUCUCAGGAUCCACUCUAACUCAUCCCAAAGGUGUUCUAUUGGGUUGAGGUCAGGACUAUGUGCAGGCCAGUCAAGUUCAUCCACACCAAACUCUGUCAUCCAUGUCUUUAUGGGCCUUGCUUUGGACAUGGAAGGGGUCAUCCCCGAGCUGGGCUUGGUCCCUUAGUUCCAGUGAAAGGAACUCUGAAUGCUUCAGCAUUUACCAAGAGAUUUUGGACAAUUCCAUGCUCCCAACUUUGUGGGAAGUUUGGGGAUGGCCACCUCCUGUUCCAACAUGGCUGUGCACCAGUGCACAAAGCAAGGUCCAUAAAGACAUGAGGGACGUGAUGGAGAAGUGUCCGAUACAUGAGGUGUGAGGUUGUUAGAAGGAGAGGAGGUUGGUGGGGAUAUUUAUUGUCUGCAGGAAUGGUCAUUUGUGUUUAGAACUACUGUGAAAAUGAAUGGAAAUAAAUUCUAUACACGUCUCAAAGAGAACCUAUUGCUGUCUAUUGUGAAACUAAGGCUUGGGCUCUACUUAACACUUUACAUUACAGAUCGUCUCUCCUCAUGUUAAUGAAUGUGAUGGCUAGAAUAUUUUGGGUUCUGAUUGGCUGUUAGCUUUAUAUCGUUCUCAAAAUCGCUCUGAAAGUGAUCAGCAACGAUAUCGUUCGUCAUGUCGUUAUCGUUAUAGUUUAUGUGUGAACGUUGUCAUUCAUAUUAAUGAGAGCGAUAUUUGUUUAUAGUUAUCGUUAUCGUUCUUGGUGUGAACGGCCCUUUACUUUUCAACUACCAUACAACUAACAACAGUGCAAAUA
Sardina pilchardus (European sardine) is the source of this 3176-nucleotide messenger RNA. RefSeq names its product IGF-like family receptor 1 (gene igflr1). The transcript has 8 exons. The record is from RefSeq and is a predicted model, not a curated record. The coding region runs from base 11 to 961 and encodes 316 amino acids. Lineage: Eukaryota; Metazoa; Chordata; Actinopteri; Clupeiformes; Clupeidae. Gene Ontology annotation, cellular component: plasma membrane. Gene Ontology annotation, molecular function: protein binding. Gene Ontology annotation, biological process: signal transduction.